AUGGCAGCGCUGCUGCUGCUAGUAGCCUCCGCGGCCGCCGCCAGCCUCGGCGAGCUAGCGCGACGCGACACCGGUGACGUGUUCACACUUCUUGAUGGCGGCGAUUGCGGUGCAGUGCAGUGCGCUGAGCACGGCGCACGCGCAGUACCGCGCACUGUCGGUACUACAGGGUGCGUCUGCGCUUGUCCACAACGAGCCCCGCUGUUUAGAGAAGACCGUGAACUCUGCGUUGAUGACUUGCCAGAUGUUAAAACUCCAAUAUGCGCGGUAUCCGGAGCGCAAUAUCUCACUCGCAAAGGAUUUUUGGAUUUACGUAACACACUGGAUGCGGACGUGCCAUUUAGCCUGUUCCGAGAUGAAGGCAGGACUUUCUUACAGUGGAGCGGAGAGGACGACAUGCGCACUCGUAUGUCCGGGCGAGUCAUGCUGGUGAGGCUGCUCUGCCGUGACGUGGCCGAGCCGCCCAGCUCCCCACUCGACCUACGCGGCGUCUUCACACCGUGCGUCGCGUUCAGGGUACAAGGGACGCCGCCUCGAUCCGUUAGCAAUAUAACAGAAGUUCAGUUCGCACCAAAUGCUCAAACUUCAGGAGCGUCGAGCACAUCUGGCUUAACUGUUACGGAAUACAUAGUCAUAGGCAUCAGCUCACUCCUCCUUGGUCUUAUAUACGUUGCAUCCGUUUUCUUAUAUUUGCAUAUAAGAAAACGUCGAAAGACAGCUUCUGAUAAAAACAAUACAAGGAAAACGAAAGUCCUAAAAAACAAAGACGGGAAAAUCAUAACUGAACAUGAUAUUAUCCGCAUAAGUAAUGAGCGUAUCCACACAUUACCUAAUGUCCUCGGUCAAGACGAUGGCAUUGUAAAGAAAAAUCCAUUGCUUAGCCGACAGUAUCAAGAUAGCAAAACAGGUUUUACAAGCGACUCUGGCAGUAAUAUGUCAGAUUCGGAUGACUUCGCCGGUAGCAGCUCAAGAAGUGAAGACAAUGUAUGCAAAAAAAAAACUACAUCAGCCAUUGUGCAUCUUCAUAGCUAUGAACUUAGGCCUCAAAAUAAUCCAGACAUAAGCCAUCGUGACGAAUCCGGUAUCGAAAAACUACCUGAUGAGCACGUAUCAAUAGUAGAGACAAUCGACGAUCGAGAAAUAACUCGACCGGUUGGGACUACUAGAAGGAAACUUUAUUUCAAUCCAGCUUAUUUUGAACCACAUUUAAUGGCUGAACCGCCGCCAGCAGCACUUGAAUUCUUAACAAAAAUAAGAGAAGUUAUAUCGAUUGCGAAACAUAAGAUGGCUGCUAAACGCUUUCACCCUGUUUUAAAUGAAAUACCAGAGGAAGAGACUUAUCCAUCAAAUGGAAACAGUUUAGAUCUUUAUCAAGGGCUUGGAAGUCAACGCAGUGGAAGUGUUGUUAGUCUUAAAAGAGAGAAUAGUAGGAAGAAGUCUGUGAACUGUGUAGGCUGUCCAGGUUGUCAACCUAAUGUUAAAAAUGAACUAAAAAGCUAUAUGAAUUCUGAUAAUGCAACAUGUACGAGUUGCCUCAAUAACAAGGGAGAUAAACAAAAUAGUAUCCGUAAAUGGCUGGAAAAUAUCCCUAAUGUAAAACAGCAAGCAACGUACGACGACUUAAUUAACAACAGUCAAAAUAAUUUAACUGACUCUGUUCUAUCUUUACCUAUUAAGGUGAAACAAUGUGCGUUGAAGAAACAAAACAGUUUUUCCACAUGUAGUUCAGUGCAUUCACAUGAUGAAUUUACAAAUAUUCCUAAGAGAUCUUCGAUACGAUCUGUUAGAUCAGAGCCACCGCUAAGAAAUUACAAUAUACCACUACCUGACUUUGACAAUAUUGAAUGUCUUCAUGAUUUCCAUAACGGUGAGACUGUGUCAUCAAUCGACAAUAAUAUUGUUUUUGAUGACAGUCGAUCUGGCAGUUCAAGAAGCUAUAAAACAUUUCAGUGUAGAAAUAAAAUAUUUAGUAAUAAGAAUGUUUUACCCGAUAUGAUAAAUGAAGCUAUCGCCCUAGAGCAUUGUUCUAAAUCAGAUGAUUUAAGUAGCUCUGACGAAGAAAAAUUAAAUAAUUUAACUGAUAACAUCGAUAACCAAAACGUCUUUACAAGAAAUAAGUCUGAAAGCCCAAACGGAAAUGAUUAUGAAACUGAUAGUUUGGAGAGAGCAUCAAAAGAAAAAAGAAAAUCGUCACCUAUAGAUUAUUCGGAUGUACCUUCUUCACAAGCAAGUCCCAGCUUGAGUAAUGCUUUACCAUUAGAAGAAGAACUUACGAUGAGAAAUGCUGUUUAUAAGAUUCACUCAAGCAGCAAUAGUAACACACCUUCACCACAAAGAGAUGUCUGUAUAGAUUCAAAAUAUUAUGAAACUGAAGACAAAAUACGCACUGAAAAAUAUUCGCCAGAAAUAAAAGAUAUUAAAAAAGAAAAAAGCGAUUACAGUCUGGUUAGUGAAGUGUACGUAAAUAAUAAUUUUGGUAGUACGCCGACUUCACCUAGUGGAUCUGAGUGUUCAAUGGGUAGUAGAAAAUUAAGGAAUGUUGAUGAAGAAUGUGACGAAAAACCAGGGUGCUUGACUAUAGAAGUAAAAGAUCCACCAGAAAAUUAUAUAAAGAUUCAUGAAUCAGACGGUUUUGAACCUGAUACAUUAGAUAGAAAACAUCCAAAAAAUAGAAAAUUUGUUGAUGAUAGUCAGUUUAGUCGUAAUGAUUUUAUGAAAACUAUUUUCAAUACUGAAAGCAAGCCAAGUCAACUUAUACAACUCAGAAGCAGUGGCACUUUUAAAAAAGAUACCAGUAAAGAACAAUUUGCGACAAAAUUUAAUAGUUUAAGAAAUGAUCAAGAACAAAACAAUCGCCCAAAGUUGUCGCCAAGUAUGUUUCAAGACGUAAAAACCAUUGAAGAUUCCGAUGACACUUGGGAUGAUAGUGGAUGGAACACAGAAGAAGGCAGAAUAUUAACUUUAGAAUACAGGCACUCAAAGAGGCAGCGUCAAUGUACUCCACCUACAAUAAAACAACUGAAAAAUUUUGCUAGGCCUGAUAUUCUACCACCAUUACCGCCUACGGUGGAAAGUUCAAUUUACGAAAAACCAAUUAUACCGCCAAGGCGAGUGGAAAAUGACAUAAACAACGUAGAAACUCAUGCAAAAAAUGUGAAAAGCAGAAGCCUCAGAUCUAACCAAAGUAUAGCAUCAUUGGUUGAGUCCGACUCAGGACCGAAUACUCAUCACGAUUUACAUUAUGAACCUUCCUGCAGUCCAUUGAGAGCUUCUGUUCAGUCGCAAACAUUAGAAUUCAUAGAUAAUAGUUCCGCCAAUACUGUUCAAAGUAUAACACAAAAUACAAAUAUUUCUUGCAGGAAUUCAAAUCGACAAAUCAAUGUUAAAAAUUGUAGCAGUGGUAGAAUAGAUUCAAGUACUUUUGUGAGAGUGAGAGAAGACGGUCAUAGUAGAACAAGGUAUAGACAAAAAAGUGUUAACAUCGAAGAUUCGGGAUAUUUAAGCAGUGACUCUACAGGUUCCAGGCAGAUACUAAAAAAAAUUGUCUUAGCCAACAUAGUGAAUUGCAGUGAUACGGACGAUACGGAAAAUGAAGCCAGAAGUGAAUCUGGUGCCGAAAGUACAGAAGCACAUUCUGUAUAUUUUGGUAGUUUUAGGAAAUUGACGUCAAGUGACGAAAACUCGAACAACAGUAAGAGUUUAAGAAACAGUUUACGAAACAUCAAACAUUAG
This is a messenger RNA of Parnassius apollo (apollo), 3732 nucleotides long. NCBI's taxonomy places the organism in Eukaryota, Metazoa, Arthropoda, Insecta, Lepidoptera, Papilionidae. The record is from the annotation of a GenBank genome assembly.